AUGGCGGCCACUCGGGUCCUCCUCGCGCCCCUCUCGGGCGUAUUCGUGGCCACCUCGCUCCUCUACACCUUCCGGCACACCAUCGCCGUCCGCACCCACGACACCGCUCUGGCGCUCCACGAUGUCAAGAUGAGGCUCGACGACAUCGAUCCGGACAACUGGGACAAGGAGGGCAAGGAGAGAGUCUCGAGGGAGAAGCUUCGCCCGGCUUACCUCCCACCACAGAGAUUGAGCGUGACCGAAGAGGUCAAGGCGCGUUGGAAUGAGCAAUUCCUCGCAGGUGUCCACGCCGUGUCCAACGCAAACUACUACGAUCUGCUCGCAAACGGCCUGUCGAGUGCGCGCUCGCUCGCGCGACGCCUCACCUCGCAGGUGUCGGAAGAGUCGGGCUCCAUCUCGCCCGUCACCGGCAAGGCGGCGGCGGCGUCCGGCUCCGGCCUGGUCUCGACGGCCGGCGUGUCCCUGCGGGAACCGACCAACGUGGUCCAGGAGACUAUCCAGGAGAUCGACAGGCCCGGAUCCAAGGUCGGCUCCAGACUGGCCAGGAGCUUGGGCAUCGACGCCGGCAAGGUGGAAAAGGUGGUGGAGGCCAAGACCGGACCCGGGCUCGGACAGGUGGGGCAGGGAGGACGCGGCCGCACUUACUACCUCGGCGAAGGCACCAGCCUCCGAUGA
Pseudozyma flocculosa PF-1 is the source of this 675-nucleotide messenger RNA. RefSeq lists its product as uncharacterized. Bases 1 to 675 code for a protein of 224 amino acids. The record is from RefSeq and is a predicted model, not a curated record. The transcript is spliced from 2 exons. Lineage: Eukaryota; Fungi; Basidiomycota; Ustilaginomycetes; Ustilaginales; Ustilaginaceae.